This is a messenger RNA of Molossus molossus (Pallas's mastiff bat), 1575 nucleotides long. Its product is annotated as keratin, type II cytoskeletal 5-like. The coding region runs from base 1 to 1575 and encodes 524 amino acids. Gene Ontology annotation, molecular function: structural constituent of skin epidermis. Lineage: Eukaryota; Metazoa; Chordata; Mammalia; Chiroptera; Molossidae. Gene Ontology annotation, biological process: keratinization; intermediate filament organization. Gene Ontology annotation, cellular component: keratin filament. The transcript has 9 exons. The record is from RefSeq and is a predicted model, not a curated record.
AUGGCCCAACGGUCCUCUAUCACCAUCAAGUCAGGGGGUUCUCGGAACUUCAGUGCUUCCUCAGCGAACCUCCACCCAGGCUCCCGGACCAGCUUCAGCUCUAUCUCCGUGACCCAGGGUGGGAAGAGCUUUGGGGGUGGCUUGAGAGGUGGCUUCGGGACCAGGAGCCUCCAUGGCCUUGGGGGCAGCAAGAGAAUCUCCAUCAGCGGGGGCUACUGCUCCAACCGGGGCAGCUUAGGUGGUGCUGGUUAUGGGAUGGGUCUUGGCGGCAUAGGGUACAGAGUAGGGGGAGCCUACAGCGGGUAUGGGUCUGGAGCUGGGGGCAUCCAGGAGGUCACUGUCAACCAGAGCCUCCUGACCCCCCUCCACCUGGAGAUCGACCCCUCCCUCCAGCGGGUGCGGAAGGAGGAGAAGGAGCAGAUCAAGACCCUCAACAACAAGUUUGCCUCUUUCAUCGACAAGGUGCGGUUCCUGGAGCAGCAGAACAAGGUCCUAGAGACCAAAUGGAGCCUCCUGCAGGAGCAUAAAACCACCAGGGCCAACAUUGAGCCCAUGUUUGAAGCCUACAUCAACAACCUGAGGCGGCAGCUGGAAAGCCUGGGUGGGGAGCGGGCAAGGCUGGAGACGGAGCUGAAGAACAUGCAGGACGUGGUGGAGGACUUCAAGAACAAGUACGAAGACGAAAUCAACAGGCGCACAGUGGCGGAGAAUGAGUUUGUGGUGCUCAAGAAGGACGUGGAUGCCGCCUACAUGAACAAAGUGGAGCUGGAGACCAAGGUGGACGCCUUAAUGGAUGAGAUCAACUUCCUGAGAGCUUUCUACGAAGCGGAGCUGGCUCAGCUUCGGGACCAGAUCUCUGAGACCUCCGUGAUCCUGUCCAUGGACAACAACCGCUCCCUGGACCUAGACAGCAUCAUCGCUGAGGUCAAGGCCCAAUAUGAGGACAUCGCCAACCGCAGCCGGGCCGAGGCUGAGUCCUGGUAUCAGACCAAGUACGAGGAGCUGCAGCGGUCUGCCGGCCAGCAUGGGGACGACCUCCGCACCACCAGGAUGGAGAUCUCUGAGCUGAACCGGAUGAUGCAGAGGCUGCGCUCUGAGAUUGAUAACCUGAAGAAGCAGUGCGCCACGCUCCAGGCCGCCAUUGCGGACGCCGAGCAGCGUGGGGAGCUGGCCCUCAAGGACGCCAAGCACAAGCUGGCCGAGCUGGAGGACGCCCUGCAGAAGGCCAAGCAGGACAUGACCAAGCAGCUGCGCGAGUACCAGGAACUGAUGAACGUCAAGCUGGCCCUGGACAUCGAGAUUGCCACCUACCGCAAGCUGCUGGAGGGCGAGGAGUGCAGACUCACUGGAGAAGGUGUCGGGCCCGUGAACAUCUCUGUGGUCUCCUCUUCCGGGGGCACGGGCUACAGCGGUGGCGGCCACAGUCUGGGCGGGAGCAGCUACAGCAGCAGCCUCUCCUACGGGGGAGGCGGCGGGGGCUUCAGUUCCACCAGCGGCCGCAACAUGGGUGGCAGCACCUCCAGCAUGCGCAUCAUCUCCAAGACGUCAUCCACCAAGAAGAGUUAUAGGAGCUAA